AUGGGUAAGAAGCGAGCAAAUGCCUUCCCAAGCAACACUGAAAACAACCCAAGGGACAUGGGAAAAGCCAUAAAAUGGGAAGAGUGUAAAGCAAUCACAUUGAAAAGUGGGAAGAAUAUGGAGAAAGAAGGCACCACUCAGGAAGAGCACAAUAAAGAAGGAUCAAAAGAAGAAGUGGAGAAGCCAAAGCAGGGGCAAGAAACUUCUACACAAAGUGACAAUUCAAUUAAGAAUGAGGCAGUGAAAGCAUACCGACCAAAGAUACCAUAUCCUCAAAGGUUCAAGGGAGAAAACAAAGAGAAGCAAUACUCCAUAUUCCUGGAGAUAUUCAAGACACUCCACAUCAACAUCCCUUUCAUAGAAGCACUUGAACAAAUGCCAUUAUAUGCUAAGUUCAUGAAGGAAUUAUUGACAAAGAAACGAUCCUUGAAAGAAAUACAAACUGUUGUUAUGACAAGAGAGAGUAGUGCUAUUAUCCAAAGGUAUUUUCCAAGGAAGAAGAAGGAUCCAGGAAGCUUUCAUAUCUCCUACACCAUAGGCAACAUGACAAAUGAGAGAUUAUUUUGUGACCUUGGUGCAAGCAUAAAUCUUAUGCCCCUAUCUUUGAUGAAGAAGCUCCGAAUCCAUGAAUUGAAACCCACAUAA
Arachis duranensis is the source of this 645-nucleotide messenger RNA. RefSeq lists its product as uncharacterized. Bases 1 to 645 code for a protein of 214 amino acids. The transcript has a single exon. The record is from RefSeq and is a predicted model, not a curated record. NCBI's taxonomy places the organism in Eukaryota, Viridiplantae, Streptophyta, Magnoliopsida, Fabales, Fabaceae.